ACACGCGCACAGAAAACACACACAGAGAGAACACGCUAACACACACACGCACACACACACACACGUUGGAAUCAGUCCGUCUGCGACCACCAUGAGGAGCUGCUAACACACUCACUCAGGCGGGCAUCAAACUUUCUUCAGCUGCUUUUUACACCCUCGAACGAAGAAUUACUUGAAGGAAACAGUUCGCUCGACGGUCUGGACCACAACCUCAACCUUUUUUGACUGUGUGAGGGGAAGUGAAAAGCAGUUUUAAUGAACCAGUACACGCUAGCCGACACCAUGACCGAUAAAGGAAACUUGACAGUUCCCAAGCUGUCGGAGUCCAAUAUGGGAUUUGGCGUGCUCGGAGUGUUCUUGGGUCUGCUCCUGGAGGUGUCCACCCACGGACCCCAUUCUGUGCCUCGGACUUCGUGGAGACAUCAAGAUUUAGAGCUGUUGGAGUUUUCUGAGCCGGGCAUCUUCAACUACUCCACGCUGCUGCUGAGCGAGGACAGAGAUGCGCUCUACGUGGGCGCCAGGGAAGCCAUCUUUGAACUUAGCAAGAAGAACGUGACCGUCCGAAACAACAAGGCUCUGUGGCAGGUUGGCGACCGACCCAUAGCCAUGUGCACCCUCAAGGGGAAGUCAAAAGAGACCGACUGUCUUAACUACAUCCGAGUGCUGCAGGUCGUCGACAACAAGCGGUUAUACAUCUGUGGGACAUAUGCCUUUCAACCCCAGUGUGAUUACUUGAACUUGGCUGACUUUUCCCUGGAGGGUCGAGCCGAAGACGGCAGGGGGAAGUGCUCUUUCGACCCUUCGCAGAGCUUCACCACCGUCAUGGUUGAUGGAGAGCUGUACUCGGGGACUGCAUACUUCUUGGGGAGUGAGCCCAUUAUUUCCAAAUACUCACCAUCUCAGUCUCUACUGAGAACGGAGUAUUCCACAUCAUGGCUCAAUGAGCCGAGUUUUGUUUUCGCCGAUGUGAUAAGGGAAGGAGACACCAGAGUGGAUGGCGAGGAUGAUAAAAUCUACUACUUCUUCACCGAGGUGUCCGUGGAGUACGAGUUCUUUGGCAAUCUGCUCAUUCCGAGAGUGGCACGUGUUUGUAAGGGUGAUCUUGGAGGACAGAGGACACUGCAGAAAAAGUGGACAUCUUUUCUAAAAGCCAAGCUGGUGUGCUCCAUGCCCGAGCUCAACUUUGUCUAUGUGGUACACGAUGUCUUCAUCCUGAAGGGUGCAAGUUUGAAGGACACGGUCAUCUAUGGGGUCUUCACGUCCCAGUGGUCAGGGUAAUGUGGCUUGUCGGCCGUGUGCGCCUACAACUUGACCACAGUGGAGAAGGUCUUCUCCGAGGGCAAGUACAUGCAGAAGGCCACGGUGGAGCAGUCCCACACCAAGUGGGUCCGCUACAAUGGCAUCACUCCGUCACCACGUCCUGGAGCAUGUAUCAACAGCCACAUGCGGCAGCACAUCAACAGCUCCAUGCACCUCCCAGAUAAAACCCUGCAGUUUGUCAAAGACCACCCCCUGAUGGAGGACCCGGUCCUCCCCGUCGGCAACAGACCCCGCCUCGUUACCAAAGACGUCAACUACACACAGGUUGUGGUCGAGCGGGUCCGCGCACUUGAUGGCAACAUCUACGACGUCAUCUUCACCACAACAGAUACGGGGGUCCUGCACAAGUCGGUGGUUAUCGGCGGAGUCGUCCACAUUGUGGAAGAGAUCCAGCUCCUAAAGUCGGAACCCAUCAAGACCUUAGUGCUGUCGUCCGAGACGCGAUCCAUUUACGCUGGUUCCGACUCGAGAGUGGUGCAGUCACCCACAUCCUUCUGUGGCAGGUACCGAUCCUGUGACGACUGCAUACUGGCCCGAGACCCUUACUGCGCCUGGGACCCUCACACUGCUCACUGCGUCAAUAUCCUUGAUGCACCCGAACCAGCAGCUUAGGUGACUAUAACAACUCAUAUGUUGAGGCUAAUUCAGAGUCUUAAUGGUGAUGCAGACAAAUGUCCUAAAGCGCCAGGUAUGUCUCUGAAGGACUACCAACUAGUGACUGUGAAGCCGGGGAGCUCCGCUGAGCUGCCCUGCCUGCUGCGCUCCAAUAUGGCGCACGUGCUGUGGAAAUCCAACGGCUCGCUUCUCACCGAGGCCUCCCGCUUCCACUUCAUUCGUGAGAACGGCCUCCUCAUUUACAGCGUGGCUCCAGAGGAUCAGGGCCGCUAUGAGUGCUGGUCGGUGGAGUUCACCGCCGCUGUCGGGAAGAACUUCACCAGCCUCCUGGCAGGAUACGUCUUGAGUCUCGAUCUCCCGCCGAGAGGCCCACGUGUGGGCGGCAACGCAGCGGCGACGACAACCCUCCAGAACCGAGAGACCUUAAGCGCACGUGAUGGCGAAGGUAACGUUGACACCGACGGAGCGCUAACUCCAGCCCUUGCCCCUCCCAAUUUCACAGCUCCGGUGAUGCUCACAUCCCCGCCCCACUCUUCACUAACCCCGCUCCCUACAAAGUCACUGCCAAAGCAGCAUCUCCCGCCAAGGGACGGCGUGACCCGCCCUGACAACGCCGAGCCCGAGGCGGAAUACUUGCAGCAAAGCAACAGCAUAGCGCUCCUCUUCCUCUUCCUCCUCUUUUUCCUGCUCUUCCUGGCCGCCAUGGCGUACAACUGCUACAUGCAGUACCUCCCGGCGCCCUGCCUGCGCCUGCGGGCGGCCUUGCUGGGCACACACAAAACCGCCAGUCAGCCAGAGUACCGCGCUUGUGAAGCAGGCCUCAUGGAGGCACCCGGCACAGACAAAAUAAACAUGACGGAGCCCACGCCCACGCAGAACGGCAGCCAGAAUCUGCGGGCGCUGCGUGACACCGGCUACGAGACUGAACCGGAGUGCGGCAACGGUCGGGUCCCUUCCCACAGUUUCGGAGAUGAAAGCUCAUCCCAGGAGAAACCCUUUGACGUGGACUGCGCCUCCCAGCCUAUUCAGUUUGCAGAUGCAGAUGAACCUUACUGCUAGCCUGAAACCUCACCUUACGCUCUUGCUGCAUCUUUGCAUAAGACACUGCAUCCAGAAAGUAUUCACAGUGCCUGACUUUUCCUCAUUUUGUUUUGUUACAGCUUUAUUCCAAAAUGGGAUUAAAUAUUUUUUGUUCUCAAAAUUCUACACACAAUAUCCCAUAAUGACAAUGUGAAAACUUUUUUAAAAUUUUAUUACAAUUUAUUACAAAUUUUAAAAAAAAUCAUUAGAGCCUUUGCUCAAAGCUUUGUUGAUGCACCUUUGGCAGCAAGUAUUUUUGAAUACGAUGCCACAAGCUUGGCACACCUAUCUUUGGGCAGUUUCGCCCAUUCCUCUUUGUUGCACCUCUCAAGCGCCAUCAGGUUGAAUGGGAAGCGUUGCUUUUCCUCCAGGAUGUCUCUAUAUAUUGCUGCAUUCAUCUUUCCCUAUAUCCUGACUUGUCUCCCAGUUCCUACCCCUGAAAAACAUCCCCACAGCAUGAUGCUGCCACCACCAUGUUUCACUGUAGAAAUGGUAUUGGCCUGGUGAUGAGCGGUGUAUGGUUUCCUUCAAACAUGACGCCUGGCAUUCACGCCAAAGAGAUGAAUCUUUGUCUCAUCAGACCAGAGAAUUUUGUUUCUCAAAGUGUUAGUCUUUCAGGUGCAUUUUGGCAAACUUUACACUAAGUAAUGGCUUCCGUCCGGACACUAUACCAUACAGGCCUGAUUGGUGGAUUUCUGCAGAGAUGUUUGUCCUUCUGGAAGGUUCUCCUCUUUCUACAGAGGAACACUGUAGCCCCGGCAGAGUGACCAUGGGGUUCUUGGUCACCUCCCUGACUAGACUAAGAUAAAUGCAGCAAUGUACAAAGACAUCAUGGAUAAAAACCAACGCUUCCCAUUCAACCUGAUGGAGCUUGAGAGGUGCUGCAAAGAGGAAUGGGUGAAACUGCUCAAAGAUGGGUGUGCCAAGCUUGUGACAUCAUAUUCAAAAAGACUCUUGGCUGUAAUUGCUGCCAAAGGUGCAUCAACAAAGUAGCUUCUUUUUUGGAACUACCUCAGGUAGAAAAAUGGUCCCAAGAAGAAUGUUGAAUACUUAUGUAAAUGUCAACUUUUUUUUUUUUUAUACAUUUGCAAAAAUACAAAAUAAAUAACUUCACGAUGUCAAUAUGGGGUAUUGUGUGUAGAAUUUUGAGGACAAAAUAGAUGUAUUCCACUUUAGAAUAAGGCUGUAACAUAACAAAAUGUUGAAAAAGUGAAGCCAUGUGAAAACUUUGCGAAUGCACUGCACAUCCAACUCUCUAAAACUUUGUGUGUUCACUGAAGCUCGUGCACCCUCUAAGAAUAAGUCCAGCAAGAAAAGCUGGUUGCUAAAUUCCACAUUGGAAACCUUGUUUACCAAAUUGGUAAGUUAUGUGGAUGUUUUCCAAAGUGGACUUGGUUUCUGUGUACAUAGGCUGACCUAGUAUUGUCGUUUGUUCUUUUUGCAUCCUGGGCCCUCAGCGUUUCUCAGGGAAGGUUAGCUCAGCGUGUCGUAAUUAUUCCCAGUAUGAGCCAGCAAAGUUUUGCAACAAAUCAAACCACUGACGUCCUGACAGGACAAUCCUUUUUUUUCAUAUAAUUUUGGGUUCUCCACCAUCUUUCAUCCUCUUUUUCUGAAGCCCUGGACACAAUCAGAUAAUUAUUUAAGGUGAAUUGCAUUGCAUUGUUUUUAUUUUAAUGCUUUUAUUUAUUGCACCAGGCAUCCAUCUGUUUUGGGCAGAAUGUUCCUCAACAUUUUUUUUCUCCUCUCUUUCCCCACCACCGCCUCUUUCGCAGUUUCGUCACCUUCACUGUCCCCCUGUGUCUUCCCUUCUUCUUCCUCCACAUUCACCUCAUCUUCCUCCUCCUACAUGGAGGCUGGUGAGGCCGAGGUGAGGCUGUUGCCCCCCUUGCUGAAGGACCAGGCUUGGGGGCUUCAUGCCCAG
Messenger RNA from Entelurus aequoreus (snake pipefish), 4936 nucleotides. RefSeq names its product sema domain, immunoglobulin domain (Ig), transmembrane domain (TM) and short cytoplasmic domain, (semaphorin) 4D (gene sema4d). Gene Ontology annotation, biological process: ossification involved in bone maturation; positive regulation of cell migration; negative chemotaxis. NCBI's taxonomy places the organism in Eukaryota, Metazoa, Chordata, Actinopteri, Syngnathiformes, Syngnathidae. Gene Ontology annotation, molecular function: semaphorin receptor binding; chemorepellent activity. The record is from RefSeq and is a predicted model, not a curated record.